Trichoderma virens Gv29-8 is the source of this 3195-nucleotide messenger RNA. RefSeq lists its product as uncharacterized. Gene Ontology annotation, cellular component: PAN complex; P-body. Lineage: Eukaryota; Fungi; Ascomycota; Sordariomycetes; Hypocreales; Hypocreaceae. The transcript has 9 exons. Bases 1 to 3195 code for a protein of 1064 amino acids. Gene Ontology annotation, molecular function: nucleic acid binding; protein binding; poly(A)-specific ribonuclease activity. The record is from RefSeq and is a predicted model, not a curated record. Gene Ontology annotation, biological process: mRNA processing; nuclear-transcribed mRNA poly(A) tail shortening.
AUGGACGGAGAUUGGGAUGAGGUCGCCCGGGUGCCAUUCCCGCCACCGGGCGUGCAUGCACUGCCUACACAAGUCACGACGAUGACCUUUGAUACCACUCAGGAGCUUCUAUGGGCCGGUAACGACUAUGGUCGAGUCACUUCCUUUCUAAGCACCGAGCUUCAACAGCAUACUUCAUUCAAGGCACAUCAGGCCGCAGACGGACCGGUCCGGCAGAUUCUCGUAAACAGCAAAGGCGUGGUGGUACUGGGCUCCAAAGAUGUGCAUAUGGCGCACAGGAGAGGGCCCCCCAUCUGGCAUCUCAGACACGACGACAUGAAGGAUCUGAGAUGCAUGAGCUUCACCUCAAAGGGAACCGCAGAAAUCAUUGCUGCUGGUCUCCAAGACAGCAUGUUUGUUAUCGAUCUCAUUAAAGGAGAAGUCGUCAAACAAGUCCGAACGGAGCGUCAAUACUCGAUUAUGAAGCGUGGACGCUAUAUCUGCGCGGCAACGAGAAACGGAUCGGUUGACCUGUUGGAUCCCGUCACCUUUGCUGUCGUCAAGACCUGGAAUGCCCAUUCAGCCUUGAUCAAUGACAUGGAUGCUCAGCACGACUUCAUUGUUACAUGCGGCUACUCGCUGCGCCAAGGACAGAAUUAUAUGCUGGAUCCCUUCCUCAACGUCUUCGAUAUCAGAAAGAUGGCGUCAAUGCCGCCGAUACCCUUCCCCGCCGGUGCGGCAUAUGUACGCAUGCACCCGCGCAUGCUCACAACCAGCAUCGUGGUGUCUCAAAGCGGCCAGAUGCAUGUUGUGGACCUGAUGAAUCCCAACACCAGCAACGUGCGCCAAGCCAAUGUGCUAAGCUACCUCAGCAUGUUCGAGAUUGCUCCUUCCGGUGAAGCUAUGGCUCUCACCGACGCAGAAUGCUUGAUCCACCUGUGGGGAUCGCCUUCAAAACUCCAUUUUGUCGAUCUACCUACUCCCGUUGAAUUUGCUACUCCUGAGGAGCCGAUUCCCCAGGUGGAUUGGACACCAGAAAGUCCUCUAAACUCAGUCGGCCUACCAUACUACCGGCAAAUCCUUGCCUCUUCUUGGCCCGAGUUAACCUCAGAUGUUGGGGCUCCUCCAGUCAAAUUUGAUCCACAGUUCCUUGCGAGCCUCAAACCUACAGAUUUCGCACUUUAUGGCCGGAAUAUGCGUGGCGUUCGAAGGAAUCAAUUCGAGGACACUCGCAGCGUACACAAAUCCGCCAACUCUGGCCUCAAGGCGCCAAAGUUUCUCAGUGAAAAGGCUCGAGAUCUUGCCAAAUCGGAAUCAUCCAGUGAUAAGGCAGAUGAGCUCUCAAACUCGCUGGCAGAGAUGGAAAUUGGGAGCAGAAAAUCAGAUUUGCCCAUGAUGUACAGAAAUGUCGAGAUCAAGUACAGCAAAUUUGGUGUGGACGAUUUCGAUUUUGGGCUUGCCACCAACAUGCUAAAAGCACUUAGCAACCAACCUCAAGCUGCACCACUGGGUCUUUUAGAAGAAGAUACCCAUUCAUCAUCCCUGAAUGUAAUGCUACAGGGACUUACACGAUUUCUCUUGGAGAAAAUUGCUGGUGACUACAAGACAAUGGCCCCGAGCUCCCCUGCAAUGGAUAAGGCGCUGGCGACAUCGGCAACAAGCACUAUUAGAUGCUUCAGCUGCAGAAGCGAAUAUACCCGGCCUGGAUCGACCUUUGUAAAUGAUUUGCUUUAUCCACCUAUUAAAACCCCAGGGCGGAACAACAAAGCGCCACGCAUCACUUUCUCCCAAAUUCUUAAGAGCAGUGUUGAGAGAGAAACAACAUCAAAGGGGUGGUGUGGGAGAUGUCAACGAUACCAGACUAUUGCAACUAGAAAGACCAUUCACAGUGUUCCAGACGUCUUAAUGCUUAAUACCGCAAUUACCGGCUCGGAUCACCGAAUGCUUUGGUCCACACCUGGCUGGCUGCCAGAAGAAAUCGGCAUCAUUGUCGAGCAGGGCCUUUUCUUUUGCUACGAAGGAGAAGACUUGAAGCUUCACCUACAACGUGGCAUACACAACAUCACAGUCUACUCAUUAAUUGGAAUGGCUAUUAAUAUUGAAAGUGGCCAGACACAAAAGCCACAUCUCGUGGCCAUGGUCAAUGUCGGUCAUGCGGAACCAGAAGCUCCCAGCCAGAGCCAGUGGCACUUAUUCAAUGACUUCUUGGUGUGCCCUGUGAGCACAGAAGAAGCUCUUAGCUUUAACACUUCCUGGAAAGUCCCAUCGGUUGUUGCAUUCCAAGUCAAGAAGGCAAAUAACAAGAUUGAUAAUGGAUGGAAGAACAACAUCGAUACAUCGAUUUUAUACCAGGACUUCAAUCCCAGUUCUCGCUCUGAGAAUAAAACGUACAAGCUUCUCGAUCCUGCAACGGAGCGGCCAGGGCCAUCAACGAUUGUCGCACUGGAUACUGAAUUCGUCUCUGUGCGACAGCCAGAGAUUGAGAUGAACUCGGAUGGCGAGCGAGAGACCAUCCGACCCAUAGUUUACGCACUCGCCCGAGCCUCUGUUGUACGAGGCCAAGGUGAAAACGAGGGGGUCCCCUUUAUAGACGACUACAUUUCUAUCACAGAACCGAUAGUUGACUACCUAACGUCCUACUCGGGCAUCACCGAGGACGAUUUGAAUCCUCGCACCACCAAACACAGUCUAUUGGCGCACAAGGUGGUGUAUAAGAAGCUUUGGGUACUGCUCAACCUGGGCUGCAAGUUCUUGGGCCAUGGACUCAAACAGGACUUCCGAGUCAUCAACAUCCAUGUCCCCAAGGCACAAAUCAUCGACACUAUUGAUCGGUUCUACCUCAAAUCGCGCCUGCGAAAGCUGUCCCUGGCCUUUUUGGCGUGGUACCUGCUCAAGGAAGACAUCCAGUUGGAGACGCACGACUCCAUUGAGGAUUCUAGGACGGCUCUGAAACUCUAUAAGAAGUACCUCGAGUUUGAAGAUGCCGGCAUUCUGGAGGCGAUGCUGCAGGACAUCUAUCGUGCUGGCAGGGACGUCAACUUCAAGCCCCCUAGAAAGGAUGGCAUCGACGCUCCCAGGUCAGAAACGCCGCCCCCCUUGUCGGCGGCAGAGAAUGGGAACACUCCUACGCCCACGCCCGCGCCGAGUACGCCGGCUAGGGUCAGGGGCUUUGGAAGCGGAGGUUGGACGCCGGGCAAGGCAUCGCCCAUGAGGUGA